Branchiostoma floridae (Florida lancelet) is the source of this 2364-nucleotide messenger RNA. RefSeq names its product translation initiation factor eIF-2B subunit epsilon-like. The coding region runs from base 25 to 2085 and encodes 686 amino acids. The transcript has 18 exons. Gene Ontology annotation, biological process: biosynthetic process. Gene Ontology annotation, cellular component: eukaryotic translation initiation factor 2B complex. NCBI's taxonomy places the organism in Eukaryota, Metazoa, Chordata, Leptocardii, Amphioxiformes, Branchiostomatidae. The record is from RefSeq and is a predicted model, not a curated record. Gene Ontology annotation, molecular function: translation initiation factor binding; transferase activity; guanyl-nucleotide exchange factor activity.
CGGAGUGUGUUAAGCCGAGGCAUCAUGGCGGGUCGCGGUAGAAAAAAAGUGGAUGUCGUCCAGCAAGAAGAUGUGCUACAAGCUGUCAUCAUUGCUGACAGUUUUGAUGUCAGAUUCGCACCCAUAACCAAGGAUAUACCACGGGCCCUGAUGCCCAUUGCCAACAGGCCCCUGCUGGAAUACACACUGCAUUUCCUGGUGGCUGCAGGGAUUCAGGAGAUCUUUGUUUUCUGCUGUGCACAUGCAAACAAGAUCCUCAAAUAUCUAAGUGACACAGGUUGGACCAGUGAUAAAGCACCUUGCCAGGUGAUAACACAGGUGUCCGAAGACAGCCUCUCACCUGGGGAUGCUCUCAGGUUGAUCUAUGACCGCUCCCUAAUCAGGACGGACUUUGUGUUGGUAAUGGGAGACUUGGUAUCCACCAUCAACUUACAGCCAAUCAUACAGCAGCACAAGCAACGGAGAUUGAAGGACAAAGUGACAGUCAUGACCAUGUUGUUCAGAGAGGCAGCACCCAGGCAUGACACAAGGAGUUCAGACGAUGAUGUGGUAUUGGUGACAGAGAGAGACACCAACAGAGUACUACAUUACCAGAUGGUAGAGGGACAGAGCAAGUUAGACCUGCCACUGGACCUGUUUUCAGACCAGAAUGACCUGGAUAUCAGGUACAACCUGCUGGACUGCCAUGUCAGCGUGUGUUCACCUCAAGUACCGCAGCUGUUUGCUGAUAACUUCGACUACCAGACCCGCAACGACUUUGUACGAGGAAUUCUAGUACACGAAGAGAUCAUGGGGAACCAGGUCCAUGCCCAUGUGGUGACUGAUGAGUACGCAGCCCGGGUCUCCAGCCCACCCAUGUAUGAUGCUGUCAGUAAAGACAUUCUCCAAAGAUGGACGUACCCCCUGGUACCAGACAACAGACUCUCUUCCCAAGAACAAGAUGGUUUCUACACUCUGCAUCGACACCAUGUCUACAGGGGAAAGGAUGUCUUUUUGGACCAUGACAGUAUUCUGGAGGAGAAUGUUGUGAUUGGACCAGGGACCAGGAUUGGCAGUCACACCACCAUCAGUAACUCUGUCAUUGGUCAGAACUGCGUCAUCGGAGAUAAUGUACGUUUGGAUGGAGCGUACCUGUGGGACAACGUGUCUGUCGGCUCGGACUGUUCGCUCACACAGUGUAUCGUGUGCAGUGGUGUCACCAUCACGGAUAGAGUGGUGGUGGAACCUUCAUGUGUGCUGGCUUCAAAUGUUGUGGUGGGCCCCGAUGUUCACCUCCCUGCCGGCACCAGGGUCAGUCUGCACCCAGCCCAGACCCAGGGUGCUGAGGACGACUUCCAGGAGACAACAGAGACUGUCCAGCACCAGACCUACCAGCCUGAUAGGAUAGGUGCAGAAGGGAAGGGGUACAUCUGGGAAGAUGAUGCUGAUGACAGUCUGGUGUCCUUGAUGUGGGGCCUGAGACUGGAGCAGGAGGAGUCCAGUAGUGAGGAGUCAGAGGAGUCUGAUGAGGAGGAAGAUGACAUGGAUCAGGAAAACUCACUCCCUCCAGACGACAGCAGGAUUUUCUAUACAGAGGUGCUGGAUAGCAUGCAGCGAGCCAUAGAGGAGAACAUCAAUGCUGACAACCUGAUCCUGGAGAUCAACUCCUCCAAGUAUGCCUACAACAUCAGCAUGCAGGAGCUGAACGUGUGUGUGGUGCGCUGUGUGCUGGAGUCUGCACACAUCCGAGCCAGCCUCAUGGCUACUGCGUCCGAAUAUCUGGCAGCUCUGAAACCGCUUCUGCAGCCAAUGAAGGGUCUCCUAAAGAACUACAUCCGUAACUCCGACUCUCAGCAGGACUGCCUACUGGCUUUAGAGGAGUACUUUGGCACCCACCUAAACAUCUCUGCUGUCCUGGUUUCUGUGCUGAAUUUUCUGUACAACGAGGACAUUUUAGAAGAAGACGGUAUACUCAAGUGGUACAGGCAUCCUGCCCCGUCCGGCACACUCACACAGAAGGCACAGCAGCAGGUCCGAGCUGCGGCGACCAAGUUUAUCCAGUGGCUGCAAGAGGCAGAAGAGGAAUCUGAGGAAGAAUCAGACUGAAUUUCUCCAGAGGGAACCUCGACAGUACAGAUCAAAAUCACUCCUGAAGGAACCUUGAUACAGCUCCAACGAUUUAGAAAGUUAAUGAAGAAAUCUCUUACGCAGGCGGUAUUGAACUAUAAUGGGGAAUGAAGAUUUCUGACUACGUGGUGAAACAUGUAUUUAAUAUUCCAUUAUGCUUACCAGGACUGGUGAGUUGAGGUGAGUGCUUGCCGCAUAUGACCAAGCAUUAUCCGUAAUAAACCACAUCUUCAAGCUGGUGUAAGAAUCUGGCUCAGA